Messenger RNA from Camelus dromedarius (Arabian camel), 2914 nucleotides. It is a transcript of the gene ASB4, whose product is annotated as ankyrin repeat and SOCS box containing 4. NCBI's taxonomy places the organism in Eukaryota, Metazoa, Chordata, Mammalia, Artiodactyla, Camelidae. The record is from RefSeq and is a predicted model, not a curated record. Gene Ontology annotation, biological process: intracellular signal transduction. The transcript is spliced from 4 exons. Gene Ontology annotation, molecular function: protein binding. Bases 101 to 880 code for a protein of 259 amino acids.
UCUUUAAAUUAUUCAGAGGAUCUGUUUUCUCCCUUACUGUGGGAGGAAAACUCAGGUGGAUCCAUGUCUUCUCUGGUAACUCUUAGGGGCAAACGUGAACAUGAAGACCAACAACCAGGAUGAGGAGACACCCUUGCACACGGCUGCUCACUUCGGCCUCCCAGAGCUGGUGGCCUUCUACGUGGAGCACGGGGCCGUAGUGGACAGUGUGAACGCCCACAUGGAGACUCCACUAGCCAUCGCUACCUACUGGGCCCUCCGCUUUAAAGAGCAGGAGUACAGCAGGGACCACCACCUCAUCUGCCGCAUGCUGCUGGACUACAAGGCCGAGGUCAACGCCAGGGACGACGACUUUAAAUCUCCACUGCACAAGGCGGCUUGGAACUGCGACCACGUGCUCAUGCACAUGAUGCUGGAGGCUGGCGCCGAAGCCAACCUCAUGGAUAUCAAUGGCUGUGCUGCCAUCCAGUACGUGCUGAAGGUCACCUCCGUGCGACCUGCCGCCCAGCCUGAGAUCUGCUACCAGCUGCUGUUGAACCAUGGGGCUGCUCGAAUAUACCCUCCACAAUUCCAUAAGGUGAUACAGGCUUGCCAUUCUUAUCCCAAAGCAAUUGAAGUUGUCGUCAAUGCCUAUGAACACAUCAGGUGGAACGUAAAGUGGAAAAGAGCUAUCCCUGACGAUGACUUGGAGAGAUACUGGGAUUUUUACCACUCUCUCUUCACUGUAUGCAGUAACUCUCCAAGGAGUCUCAUGCAUUUAUCGAGAUGUGCCAUUCGAAGAACGUUGCACAGCAGAUGUCACAGAGUAAUUCCUUUGCUUUCCCUCCCAUUGUCAUUGAAAAAGUACUUGCUUUUAGAGCCAGAGGGAAUCAUUUAUUAAGCCUUAUAAGACAGAGGUUCCCAAUCCUAGACAUUUAAGUGGACUCGCUGGGUAGACACAGUUUGCAUAAAUAAAAUGGUACUUGGGUUGAUUAUAACACUUCAGGGAUUUCAACACACUUUACAAACACUAUGUCAUUAAUGCUAGGGUAUCACAAUGAGGGAAAAUGAACAAGAGGUAAAAUUCUCAAAGACAAGAGCAUAUCCAAAAGGUACUGACAUAACAAUAAUAAUUAAUAUGUAUAGUGCUUUUACAAGGUGCCUGAUACAGUUUUGUAAAAAUUUUCAUGUUAUCCCAUUUAAAAGGGGACCCAGGUUUUCUUACAACCAAAUUCAUUCUCUUCUUUAUCAGUAAUAAGUUUACAUUACCAUUCAGUUGGCAAAGUGCUAGGCUUUGUGGCGGGCCUCAAUCUUGGGGUUCUCCCCCCAUUCCCACUUAGCAGAAAUUACUAUUGCUAGUUUUGCAAACUACUAUCCCCACACCAAGUUCCUCAACUUACUUUUAGUGGAGGAAGCACAUGAGCAUUUGAGUCAAAUUAGAAAUGAAAAACCAAGACCAGUCCACAUAAAAGUCAAAAUGGACAUUUUUAACAUACUCUCAUUGAGCCAGAGACUGGAGAUGCAAAGAUGAGCCCGAAGUUAGGACUCCUGCCCUCCAGGAUCUCACCAUUUAGCAGAGGAUCCGGACAUACAAGCAGGGAAGUGCAGUGUCAAAUGUCAGGGGCAAAAGUACAGGUGCAGAUUCAUUCUCAGUGCUUGCCUUUCAAAGUCCUGUUUCUAACAUGAAGUGUGGUUUUCUUUGAAGCCUGACCAUAAAGAGUGAAGGGAUUGUGUGAAGUAGAGGGAUCCCCGGCUGCUGUGACUGUAAACAUACUCACUUUACAUUUCUCCGCACAUCUGGAUAUUUUUAUUUUAGUAUGAUUUCCCGUGUAGCACUUUCCCAGACUCCUUGAGGAAAAUAUUGCACAGUGAAUGGCUCCCACGGAUGUGGCAAGGAAUUUUAGGAAAAUGUGUGCAAGAAAGUGUGUGAAGGGAAAGACUUAGGUUGAUUACUUUGGUCUUUUAAUGUAACAGACUGACAUUUUAGAGCAUCUUAGCUAGAAGAUAAGGAGUACUUUGCUAGUGAUGGACCAGCUGCAGAAAGCACAGAGGAAGACUUUUUGGAAAUGGAAAAAGUUUGAGAAACUUGGAAAGAGAAGUGUGUUAAUCAGGUUUGUUAGUGGUUUGCAGGAAGAGAAAUGUAGCUGAUUAACCUCCAUACCUCAUGGUUUAUGAGGCCAACUUCGCUUCACUUUUUUGUCCUUGCUAAUCACUUUCAGAUAAGCUCAUUGACUCAGCAUUGCCUUUUAGAGGUUAGAGCAGUAGUCAUUAAGCACAAACAAAUCUAUUUGUCAGUUGUGAGCAGGCUUUUUCUUAUUCCUGUAGUUCUCCAUCUUGUUUAACUUUAGAUGCUUGAGUUUUGAGUAGGGAUGAUGUCAAAUACUCCACUAGCCUGUCACCUAGACUGUGCUUCACACGCUGGGAUUUGCGUACUCCUGGUGCCGUGUAUGAAAAAUCAGAAGUGGAUACAAUAAUCUUCCUGAGGUAUCAGUUUUACUCAAAUAUAUUAGGAGAAAUAUUUUGUACUAAAACAAGUUCUGUAUUUUGGAAUAGAAUACUGUAUUUGUGUGAACUAUUCGUGUAAAACAGGAUCCUUCAAAACAUUGUUUGUUGCACGUCGUGUUAGAACACAUUCUGGAAUGCUAGGUGGAGGUGUUGCCCUCCCUCCAGCUCCAGGAAUAUUCUGGCAGAAAGAUUUGUGAUGCACUGACUGAGGCAAUAAAACAGAUGCUCAGGACGAAGGGAGAGGAUGCUCCUUGCGUGGGGAAAUAACGUUUCUCAGUCUGCCUACUUGUGCUUAAACAUUUUGGGUUAAUCUAGCAUAUGAUACGUGACUGCUUCUUUUGAAUUGUUUAUUUGUGGAUUAGAAGUUAUUUCUCCUCAUCUUUGAACUUUCAUUUAGAGGACUUAAAUAAAGCUCUUCUGUUUCCUUUCA